AUGCGCUAUGCUUUAGUGAUGGCAGCUGCUGAGAAGGUUGUUGCAUUGCACAGCUCAAUUGGAAGCUUGCACGCAAACGAUGUUGCGCAACAUCGCGUAGCUUCAAUGGCAUCAUCCAAGCUCAGUUCACUACCUUUUGCCACUGGCAAGCUGCAAGGCAAAACACACGCUGUUCGAUUUUUUCCGGCUUGCUUGUUUCAGUCACACUGCCCAAUGUCAACGAGCAGCCUUGCGGCCGACAAUGCGUUGGUGUCAAUGUCCAAUUUAUCCUUUGCCGUUUGUGGCUUAGUUUUGCUCGCAAAGCAAGAGCAAGUUCUCAGUUCCCGGGCAAUGAAUUGA
Molecule: messenger RNA, 339 nt
Organism: Effrenium voratum
Lineage: Eukaryota; Dinophyceae; Suessiales; Symbiodiniaceae
Source: the annotation of a GenBank genome assembly